Messenger RNA from Phalacrocorax carbo (great cormorant), 3125 nucleotides. The record is from RefSeq and is a predicted model, not a curated record. Lineage: Eukaryota; Metazoa; Chordata; Aves; Suliformes; Phalacrocoracidae.
GAUCCCCCGUGCAUCCGGCACCGUAAAUAAAGAAUGCCUGCCUUUUAACACUACGUUGGUGUUACGAGGUUCAUUCCCGAUUUCGGUGACACAUCCGCCUCUGUGAGACCAUACAGCAUCCACAGAAUCACAGAAUGCUUUGGGUUGGAAGGGACCUUUAGAGGCCACCUAUUCCAACCCACUGCAGUGAGCGGACACCUUUAAGUCGAUCAUCACUCAAGGAAUAGCAGCACACGCGUUCCUGUUAACCAGAAGGUGAGAAUGCCAUGGCAACACCGCAUUUCGGCGGCGCGGCUAUAAAGGAGGGGAACAUCACAACCCCACCGGCCCGCUGCGGGCACGGCAGAGAGCCGCCAUGUGGACCGUUCUUCACCAGGAGGUGUUUGCGGGCCUCCCCCAGGACCGGUCCUUCAGCGGCGGCGGCGGUACAUCCACCUGGCUCCGGAGAGGGGCUGACUGAGCGCGGCCCCGCCGCCCUUCCUCAAAAUGGCGGCAGGUAGCGGAGACGGGGCGGCAGGAAGUGACGCCACGCCGCGCGGCCGUCCCGGCGCGGAGCGAAGGGCCCGUGGCCGCCGGUGGAGCGGGGAGGACCGCUCUGGGACGCCGUCUCUACUGCGGCGGCGGACUCUGGGGCGCUUCUCGGGGCUGGCCCGCGGGUGAGGGGAGCCGGGAGCGCAAUCCUCCCGUUGAGGAGCCGGACAGGGAGCGGGCCGGGUCGCCAUGACCCGGUGGGCUCGGCGGAGCGUCGCCGCCAGCGGCAGGGCGCUGGAUGCCACCCCCUGGGCGGAGAUGGCGGCCGGCCCCGAGGUGCGGGAGGGCCGCACGGGCCCUCUCUCCGUGAAGAAGGAGCCGGAGAAGAGGAAGAAGAAGAACAAGAAGAAGAAGGAGUACCUGAGCGAGGACGUUAACGGGUUCGCGGCGCACCUGAGGGAGAGCUCGGAGCGCGGCGAGGCGGGCGGCGCGGCGCCGCGGGAGGAGAUGGCGGCAGCCCUGAGGAAGGAGAGGCGGCGGGAGGACCGGCGGCUGAAGAGGCAGGAGAUGAAGAAAAACGCCAUGGUAUGUUUCCACUGUAGAGAACCUGGCCAUGGUGUCGCUGAUUGCCCUGCAGUACUUGAAAGUCAAGAUAUGGGCACAGGAAUCUGUUACCGGUGCGGAUCCACGGAACAUGACAUCAGCAAAUGCAAGGCAAAAGUAGAUCCAGCUGUUGGGGCGUUUCCGUAUGCAAAAUGUUUCAUCUGUGGUGAGAUGGGGCAUCUGUCAAGGUCAUGUCCAGAUAAUCCCAAAGGAUUGUAUGCUGAAGGUGGUGGCUGCAGACUUUGUGGCUCUGUGGAGCACUUCAGAAAAGACUGUCCGGAAAAACAGAAUGCGGACCAGGUUACAGUCGGGCGAUGGGCCACUGGAAUGAGUGCAGAUUAUGAAGAAAUUACAGAAACACCAAAGCUGCAAAAACCAAAAGCAAAAGUACCUAAAGUUGUUACUUUUUGAAGGCCUCUUGGUUCUAGAGCGCAGUCAGCUGCAUUGCUUCACUCCAGAGAAGUGACUGCGCAGAAUCGAUUGCUGGUUCUGGAAAAUCAAGCAGACUGCUGCUGCUAAAUUAUGUUUUUUUGUCCCCCUUCGUUUUUCCAGUUAGCCUCCCAGGCGCCCCUAGCUUGCUGAAAAGCUGGGAACAACAGAAAUACAGAAAGUGGGUAUUUUUUAAAUUUUUAUAUCUUUCCGCUGAUACACAGCAUUCCCUCUCACUGCCAGCUCUCUGAAGGAGGAAAUUGGCUUCCUGCAACAGGGAUCUGGUUGCAGUAACCAAACAGUGUAUGUGCAUUUUAUCAUGGGGGUCUGUGACUGCUGGAUUUUGGCGGUCAGUAUUGUUACCCUAAGAGCGCUGCUUUUACUUAUCAGAGAUGGACACAAUCAUGCUGGUCUUAAUAAGACUAUUUCUACACCUCUCUGAAAGGCUCUGUGGGUAUUUUCUAAAGUCUUUUGUUGUGUUCUGGUUUGGUUUUGUCUUCUGCUUUUAGAAAUAAUAAUUUCUUGCACUGUAUGUGGAAGGUUGAGCAGCCUUGUGGUGAAGUUACCAGGUAAACCCUACAGCUGCUAGAGUUUGGGGGUGCAAUUGCUGCUUCUCAGCUAAAUAUGUACGUGCACUAACCCGAUUCUUUAUUUCUUCACUAAUAGAAAUGGAAUCAUGCCCUUCCUCUGAUACCUAUGGUGAAAUAUACCUGAAAAGAGUUGGAAAGCAAGUGAGCAGCUUGCUUUUAUUUUCUUUACUUUUACCAAGGAAAGCGCUCCAAAAUCUUGGGUGUUUCUAUCCUUUGGUGGGCUGGGAGUAAACUUUGCUUUGUAUUACAAAUGCCUGCUUAGUGGCAGAUUCCUUUAUUUUUAAAUGAAGACUGCAGCCUGAAAAACUGCAGCCUUAGAAAAACUGAUACAUACCACAAAAAGUUACAAAACCAACCCGAAAUGUAGUUCCUGCAGUAUCUCUCCAGGCACUAGUAAUUUGGCCUACGCAGCCAGUGGGGGGUAGGCGCUCUCUCACUUGCAUCUGAUCGCCUCACUCAAGAUGAACAUGGAAGCACGAUGUCGCUGCAGAAGCGCACCCCAGGCCCGUCUCGCACGUGGCACUUCAUUCCAAACGGGUGCCUUGGCACAGUUUGGGUAGCACGGGCAGGUGCCGUGCAGGGUCAGGGCCCCUGCGCAGUGCUCCGCUGCGCUCUGCGGGCAGGCACCUGCCACAUCGGGCUGCUUGUGCCUCGGACAAAUAGGGUACUUCAGAGUCCCAGAGAUCUUAAAUGUGCUUUCCAAAAACUUCAUCUUCUGUUACACAGCAGUACGCAACAGUCCUCAAGGGGAAGCUACACAGUAGCAAAGCUAAAGCUUCUAAAGAAUUAACUUGUCCUUUGAAGAAGAGUGUCCUGAUGGUCAGUACAUUGCCUUGGAGAGAAGACAGAAGGAGCACCAGAUAGCAGACGAGCUCAGGACUGGUGCUUAGGGCCAGCAGCUGAAACUAUGAAUUUGGAACAUUCUUUUCUUACAGCAGAAAACAAAUACAGGAAUUCAAUUGCAUGGAUAAAUUUUAUAUUUAUAUUUAUAGAUCUUAAUUAUUUUUAAUAAAACAAUGCUAAAAAAUAGAA